UGGUUAAUUGAUAAUGGCUUAGUAUUUUAUAAAAAUGUUUACAAAAAAUUAAUGGCAAAAUAUGUUUGUAAUAAAAAUGGUAUCAAUGGAACUAAUGGGUUGCCACAUUAUGGUUUAAAGUAUGAAAAUAUUGCCAUAGUGACUUUGCAGAAGAUUUUAAUUUUCAUGGGUGACUUAAGCCGUUAUAGAACUAAGCAACUGCAAUCAAAUGAUUUUAGUGAAGCUCAUAAGUACUACUAUGAAGCGUUUACAUUAAUACCUACUAAUGGUGUACCGUUUAAUAAACUAGGAGUCCUUUGUAUUCAAACGCGUAACAAAUUUGAUGCAAUUUACUUUCAAAUGCGUGGUCUCAUGGCUAUUAAUUCCGUAUAUAUUGCAAAGGAAAGGUUAACUAUUAUUUACGAUGAAAUUCGAAAGAAGUACGAAGAGACUGAGUUAUCAUCAUCUCCAAUACAUCAGUAUAAAGAAAAUACUAUGCCUACCAACCGUAAAGAGAUCUGGGUAUAUCCAAAUGGCGUACGGCGUCUCCAUCGUGCAAUAAUAAGUAAAACCAGUAAAGUAACACUUAGUCAAGAAAAUCGUCUUAAUAUUUUGUCAACGGAAGAGUUACUACGUCGUUUUUUAUCUACUUUUAUCUACAUUAAUGGAAAAUUCUAUAAUGGUGUUGAUAUGGACUCCAUAGAGGCGUUUGAACGAAAGCUUUUAGUUCAAUUAAGUAUCUUGCUUAAAAGGAGUCCUUUGGUUAUUUCACGUUCAAAAUUGUUAAAAGUGGUUGCCUUAAAUAUCUUCGUCAUAGAACAUAAUAAAAAUAAGAAAGCAGCUGGACGUGAAAUACGGUAUCAUGCAUUUAAUUUCGCAAAUCAAAUAUUUGGUUCCAUAGUUAAUAGAGCUAAUCAGUUGCUAAUUGACUAUAUUGAGACUGGACAAGCUUUCGAAAAGAAUAAUUUUACGGAUUUAAAUACUUUGUUGCAAUAUAUUAAAAUCUAUACUGAUUGGAUGUCACUUAAUAUUGAUUUAUGGGAACCAAUACGCAAUGAGAAUAUUGUUAUUGAUUCAUGGUUUGAGCUGGAAUCACUUUUCAAAACUCUUUAUCAUUUACAAAAGCAUGAGAUGACAAAGCAUGAAAAUGUUGUUGUAGAAGAAGUUAUAUUGGAUGAAAACAAUUUUCUUGUUGGUUACAUACCAAUAGGUUCAAAACAAACUCAGUAUUACAAAGUGAAUGAUACUCCCCAAGAAACACAAUUUUAUGCACGUAUAAUGAUAAUCUCACAAUUCAGAAGUAUUUUUGAAAAACAUGACAAUUUAUUGAAAUUACCCGAAGAUUUAAGUUUCGAUACGGAAGCUGAUAUAGAUGAUGCUGCAGAAUUGGGUUUCAAAAGUUUAUCUUCAGAUGAAGACGAUGCUACCGAUAGUGACAAUAAUGAAAAUGUUGGCAUAAACAUUUCUAAACAAACAGAGCAUAUGACGCGUUUAACAAAACUUGAUACAAAAAAGAAUGGUCAUGUGCAGAAUGGUUGUAAAAAUUUGGAUGAACUUUUAAAUUUUGUCAAUAAAACAUAUAUUAUAGAAGUGCGUCCAAAAUUUUUACUAUUAGACACCAACUGCUUUAUUGACUGUCUGAAAGAUUUCGUAACUCUUAUUAGUAAUCAUAAUCGUUUUAUAUUGAUCGUACCAUUAACUGUUAUAAAAGAACUCGAUGGUUUAUCCAAGGGUAUUAAAAGGGAAAUGGACAAAAACAUAAAAAGAGAUAGAUUGCAACAUUAUGAUGAUGUGACAACGGCCGCCAAAAAGUCAUUAGAGUUUUUAAAAGCACCGAAAUGUAACGUUAAAUUUGUUACAACGAAGGGAUCUUUUAUACAUUCCUCUUUGUUUGGUUUGGUUGAAGAAGAAAAUAUUUCUAACGAUGAUAAAAUUUUGGCAAGUGCCCUUUCUUUAUGUAAAAAUAUGAGUAUUGAGAAGACUAAACGUAAUAAUUCUUUAAUUCGCACUGAACUGGUGGUUAUUACAACGGAUAGAAACUUACGUGUUAAAGCGCUUGCACGUAAUUUGGCGGUAAGUGGUCUCAGUGAAUUCUUGCUAUGGAUAAAUGGAUGCAGUACAUAGGAUUUAAGUUGGUUAUAACGGGUUAUUCAAGUAUUAAUGUAACGUAUGACGAACAUACACAUUAUCAUCGUGUUAUGCUGGUAUAAAUGCUAUAUUUCUGGCUGUUAGGACCAACUUACAAAACUAAUACAAUGGAUCACGCAAAGUAGCUGUGGUACGGCUUACGAAGUCAAGUGAACCCAUCCAAAUAAUAAAUUUACGAUCACAAAUAUUUGUGAACUCUUUUAGGAAUUUUACUUAUGCAAACGUGAGCAUUUUUUAUUAAUAAAUUUCAUUAACUUUAAAAUCAUUUAAAUCUUCAGUGGAUUUGUUCAUUAAGAUAAAGAUACGUAAUAAAGUUUUUGUGUUAUC
Teleopsis dalmanni is the source of this 2454-nucleotide messenger RNA. Its product is annotated as telomerase-binding protein EST1A-like. The transcript has 12 exons. Gene Ontology annotation, biological process: nuclear-transcribed mRNA catabolic process, nonsense-mediated decay. Gene Ontology annotation, molecular function: telomerase RNA binding; telomeric repeat DNA binding; protein binding. NCBI's taxonomy places the organism in Eukaryota, Metazoa, Arthropoda, Insecta, Diptera, Diopsidae. Gene Ontology annotation, cellular component: telomerase holoenzyme complex. The record is from RefSeq and is a predicted model, not a curated record. The coding region runs from base 52 to 2103 and encodes 683 amino acids.